Molecule: messenger RNA, 4675 nt
Organism: Pelodiscus sinensis (Chinese soft-shelled turtle)
Lineage: Eukaryota; Metazoa; Chordata; Testudines; Trionychidae
Gene: PGR
Product: progesterone receptor
Biological process (GO): regulation of DNA-templated transcription; steroid hormone receptor signaling pathway
Cellular component (GO): nucleus
Molecular function (GO): sequence-specific DNA binding; zinc ion binding; nuclear steroid receptor activity
Source: RefSeq, a predicted model, not a curated record
AUGAGCGGAAUGAAGGCGACGGACUCGAGGGCGCCUGGCUGUGCCGCGGACAGCUCGGUCCGGCUGCAGGGCCCGGAGCGGGACCCCUUCCGCGGGGGGGCGGGGACCGUGGACAUCUCCCUGCACGGGCUGCUCUACCCCAAGAGCAGCGAGGAGGAGGAGGAGGAGGAAGAGCAGCGGGAGCGCCUGGAGAGGGAGGAGAGGGGCCCCUCCUCGCAGCUGGCAGGCGGCGGCUCCCCUGCAGAGAGGGAUGCGCUGGACAGCGUCCUAGACACUUUCUUGGCUCCCCCGGCCCAUGCCAGCUCGGCCGGCGCCCCCCAGAAUUGGUGCCUCUUCGGGGUCGGGAUCCCCGAAAUCCCCAACGCGCUGAUGAGCCACCGCUCCGAGCAGCAGCGGGGAGAAGCCGCCGCCGCCGGCCACCGGAGCAGCCCGGCUGCAAUCCCGGGCCCCCUGCCGCCUCCGGACCCCCCCGCCUCCCUUUGGCCGGGCGAGGGGCCCCCGGCAGCCGCUUCCAAGCUGCCGCCGCAACUGGAGGACAAGGGAGCCGCGGAGAGCACGGACGGGCAGUGCAGCGGCCCCGCGGCACUGUCCGAGGAAGAUCACGGCUUUGCCUCGGGGGGGGCCGCUGAGCAGGACGCCGGCUCCGGGAGCAGCCUCGCUCUUGCCCCUGCCCACGCCGCUGUCCCGGGGCAGGAUUUCCUGCACGUGCCCAUCCUGCCCCUCAACUCGGCCUACUUGGCCGCCAGGACCCGGCAGCUGCUGGAUGUGGAGGAAUACGGGAGCAGCUGCUUGGACCGUCGGGUAUCUCCCACCUCCGCCCCCCGGGACUUCGCGGACUAUGGCUACCCCCAGCCCCUCUCAAAGGAGGAGCAUUACAGCUACGGGGACUUCCAGCCCGCUCUCAAGAUCAAGGAGGAAGGGAUCAGUGCCGCCGCCGCCCCCUACUUGGGCACCAAGACCACUCCAGCAGCAGUGUGCCCUGCUGAGUACACGCUGGCCCCUCCGCAGCCCAGAGCCAGCCAGGAGCCCUCCUCUCUCGAGUGCAUUCUGUACAAAACUGAGUCUCCUGCUCUGGCUGGGUCCUAUGGGCCGCCGCACUGUAAAGCCUCGGGGAGCACAAGCUGUAUGGUCCAGCGGGACAGUCUUCCCUCCACAUCGACAGCCCCUCAGGCGCUUUACCAGCCGCUCAACCUGAACGGCCAUCAGCAGCUUGGCUUUCAGACAGCGAUGCUCAAAGACAGCUUGCCCCCGAUAUACCCUGCCUAUCUCAAUUACAUUAGGCCAGAUACUGACGUUGGUCAGAGUCCUCAAUACAGUUUUGAAUCAUUACCUCAGAAGAUUUGUCUGAUCUGCGGUGAUGAGGCUUCAGGUUGCCACUAUGGAGUGCUUACCUGUGGAAGUUGUAAAGUCUUCUUUAAGAGAGCGAUGGAAGGACAGCAUAACUAUUUAUGUGCUGGAAGGAAUGACUGCAUAGUUGAUAAAAUUCGUAGGAAGAAUUGUCCAGCAUGUCGCUUGAGGAAGUGCUGUCAAGCCGGAAUGGUCCUUGGAGGGCGAAAGUUUAAAAAGUUUAACAAAGUCAAAGUAAUGAGGACACUAGAUAUUGUUGCUCUCCAGCAGCCAGUGACCCUUCCAGAUGAAAGCCACGCUGUAACCCAGAGGGUAUCCUUUUCGCCAAAUCAAGAAAUACCAUUUGUUCCUUCACUGAUCACCAUCUUACAGGGCAUUGAGCCAGAAGUGGUUUAUGCAGGUUAUGACAACACACGACCUGAAACCCCAAGUGCUUUGCUGACCAGUCUCAAUCAGUUAUGUGAACGGCAACUCCUCUGUGUAGUCAAAUGGUCUAAAUCACUACCAGGAUUCCGGAAUUUACAUAUCGAUGAUCAGAUAACCCUUAUCCAGUAUUCUUGGAUGAGUCUAAUGGUGUUUGCAAUGGGAUGGAGGUCAUAUAAGCAUGUCAGUGGUCAGAUGCUAUACUUUGCACCUGAUCUGAUACUAAAUGAACAGAGGAUGAAAGAAUCAUCGUUUUAUUCAUUGUGCCUAUCCAUGUGGCAGAUCCCACAGGAACUUGUCAAACUUCAAGUUAGUCAAGAGGAGUUCCUCUGUAUGAAAUCAUUAUUACUGCUCAGUACAAUUCCUUUGGAAGGUCUGAGAAGUCAAAGCCAGUUUGAUGAGAUGAGAGCAAGCUAUAUUAGAGAACUGGUCAAGGCAGUUGGUUUGCGUCAGAAAGGAGUUGUGGCCAGUUCACAACGUUUCUAUCAACUUACAAAAUUUAUGGACUCCUUGCAUGAUCUAGUGAAACAACUCCACCUGUUCUGUUUGAACACAUUUCUUCAGUCCCGGGCACUGAGUGUCGAAUUCCCAGAAAUGAUGUCAGAAGUGAUUGCUGCUCAGCUACCCAAGAUCCUGGCAGGGAUGGUGAAACCUCUCCUCUUUCACAAAAAAUGAAAAUUUUUUUUUUCUUCCUGAAGAGACAGGCUUUUUUUAUUUUGUGCCUUUUUUAUUUCUUUGUUUUGAUCAGGAUUUCGCAGCAUCAGGACUUUAGGAUAUUUGUUCUGUUUACCACACCUACCACCUUACUGUGUAAGUUUGAUGUCCAUGUUGUAUGCUCCUGAUUUAUUUUACUGUUAAAAUCACACCUGCUAUUUGUCAUAAGAAAAGUUUUGUAAGCCAAAAUAGGUUGCUCCUUAGAACUUCACAAGAACAAUACUUAACAAGGGAAAUCUUUAGUAGUCUAAGAAGUUAUCUUGUACAUUUUUUCUUUCAUAUUCUUCCUUGAAAACUUCUGCUGUGACAUGGAGUGUAAUGGAUGGGAGGGUCAGUGUGCAUAUGUAUAAAUAUUAAAGGUCUGAGGACAUUAAAAUGUAUAUUAGACACAUUUUCUUAUGGAAAUUUCCCCUUUUAUUUUAUUAACCUGCCUCUCUAAAGUAGCAUUUCAAAGUACAUUAUCCAGGUUUAGGUUGAUAGUGGUACAGUAUCUUCACAAGUAGUUAGAAUAGUGGCAACAAAAUGCACAUUUUGUGAGAGAGAGAGAGAGAGUGUGUGUGUGUCCAUGCCAAAGAAAAACCGAAGCAAUUCUCUGCGAAAAUUAGGGACCUGUCAGUGUUUGCCUCCCACUGAAAUCAAUGAAUACACACAGACACAUCCUGCUGUUAUUAGUCUCCCUAACAAUAUGACACUUAUCUGUAAGCUAAACUACUUAACUCUAAUUUUAAACUUGGAGAUUUUAAUUUUUUUCAUUAGCCCCUACGGUAUAGUUUAGACACUUUAAAUACAUUCUAGUUACAUAUCUCUCUUUAACAUUCAGUAAUAUUUAAUGACUACUUUGGUGAUCUUAAUGUGCUACUGGAUUAACUCAGACACCCAAUAAAAUCAAAUUAGAGAGAGAUCAAAUACAAAAAGAAAUGGAAAGAAUGAUUACAUAAGCUUUGAUACACAGCAGUCUCGUUAUAAUGUCAUUCAGUGGACCUAAGCAUUGUGAGGUUUAUAAAGACAAGUUGCUAUAAUUGGAAUGAUUAUAAUGGAGGUUAAUGUGGGCUGUGAGUACAAGUAAAGUACCCUUAUGUGAUCAAAGAGAAUGACUUAAAUUUUAUAAUGGGAGUGAAAGGUUUUACUGAAGAAUUGCUGUAAUACUUUAUAUGAAAUAGAUAUGAAACACCUCACAUGCUUCCUUCAGGCACAUUCAAGCUAGAGAGACAUAGGUCAAGGGGAAACAAGACUCACUAUUAGGCUACAAAAUCAUUACACGAAUUAGUGGUUUUUAUCUGCCCUUGUAAGUAUGUCCUAUUUCUCCAAAAUCCCCCCCCAAAUGCCUUCCCCAGGGGUUACCAACUAGUUACACAAACAGAACCAGCAGGAUGAAGAGAAAUGUUCCUAGGUAAGCUGGAACAAUGCUACUUUGUUUUUUACCAGAUUUGAAAUUGUAACUUUCCAUGGGCAAGUGAUUUUGAUUCUCUUUCCACCACAACCUGACUUUAACUCGGAUUCAUAAAGCAUUUAUAUUUUAAUAAAUUACAGGUUUACACUGUAGAAAGAGUUCUUUGGUUUUGCAUUACCAGAGUGCUGGUGGGGUGUUUUUAUAAGUAAUAUUUGCUUUCACUAUUUAAAUUUGUACCUAGGCUACAUGAUUCCCACCCCCACCCCCCCAUGUGCUCACUAAUCCAUGGUAUAAUACCAUUUCUUCAAACUCAUUGGGAAGGUGAACAUUGCUGCAUGUCCUGAAAAACUGGUGAGAUUUAUCCUUCACUAAAUGCAUGGCCAGUGAGUGACCUAUUAAAACAAACAUUCUUGCCAUGCCAUAAAAUCACCCUAAACAUCCCACUUUUGAAUUUGGAACAUGGAACAGUGAAUAUGAGUGCCUUAAGAAUGCCCCUAAAUUCAGGCUGUAUAAAUCUCUGUCUCUCUUUCUGCAGUAUGUUCCAGGUGGUACCAUUUUAAUAAUAAUUUUCUAUUGCUGCCUUCAGUGCUCUGGCAACACACUUUAUAUGACAGGUACCUCCAAAAUAGCUUACACUUGCUUCAGGGGUGUCAUCAGCAAGUGCCUAAGCCAUCUUUUUGGAAAUAAAUGGUAAAUAAAAAAAAUCCAAACUAAUGAACUUUUUAAGAUCUUAGGGUAUGUCUACAUUACAAAGUUAAUUGGAACUAACAGACGUUAGUUCGAAUUAACUUUGAUAGGCGC